AUGUUAUCAAGGGCUUUGUGUAUACGACCUGUAAGGCCUACUACGUUGUCUAUCCUGAGAGGGAAUACUCUCAAAUCACCAAAGUUUUCAACUAUAUCGUAUGUUGCUGAAAAUUUUGAAACUUUACAUGAAGCUUCAAAAUUACCAUGGCUAAUUUUAAUUCCAGCAACAACAGUCUUAAUGAGAACGUUUUUAACAUUACCAUUGAGUAUAUUACAAAGAAAAAGAUUGGUAAAACAAAAUGAAUUGAGAAACAUCGUAUCAUCAAUAUCACCGGUGGUAAAAUUUAGAUUAGCUCAAACUCAAAAGCUUACACCUGAGCAGAUAACAUAUUUAUCAAUGAAAGAAACUAGAAAAAGACAGAAGAAACUAUUUAAAAAAUAUAACGUAGAUAUGUGGAAAAAUGUACUAUUACCAUUAGUACAAAUACCUUUAUGGGUAACAAUUUCCUUAGGUAUAAGGAAACUUACGGAUGGCAGCACUACACUAAUUGAAACGAAUAACAUAUAUAAUAUAUUAGAUGUCAGCACUGAUUUGAGUUUAGCAUUAGAUUCGGCUCCUUUUUUGUUGCCAAUAGUACUAGGUACUGUGUCAUUAAUUAAUGUUGAAUAUAAUGGAAUCAUGUUCAAUAAGAGAAACUUUAAAGGUUAUGACAAUACGAAAUUAUCCAAAACCACACAAAGCAUACUGACUGUAUCAAGAUUAGGUAGUAUAUUCAUGAUGGGUGUUUCAUCACAAGCAUCGAUUUUAUUAACCGUUUAUUGGAUAACAUCUCAAGUGUUCUCUUUAAUACAGAACUAUAUUCUUGAUACUUUAUGGCCGUUACAUAAUAAUGACACUAACAUGUAA
Messenger RNA from Vanderwaltozyma polyspora DSM 70294, 849 nucleotides. It is a transcript of the gene COX18, whose product is annotated as membrane insertase COX18. Gene Ontology annotation, cellular component: mitochondrial inner membrane. The coding region runs from base 1 to 849 and encodes 282 amino acids. Gene Ontology annotation, molecular function: membrane insertase activity. The record is from RefSeq and is a predicted model, not a curated record. The transcript has a single exon. NCBI's taxonomy places the organism in Eukaryota, Fungi, Ascomycota, Saccharomycetes, Saccharomycetales, Saccharomycetaceae. Gene Ontology annotation, biological process: protein insertion into mitochondrial inner membrane from matrix; mitochondrial respiratory chain complex IV assembly.